AUGAAACUACUGGAGUGGAGCAAGUGUGGGGUGUUGCUCUGUACUCUCCUUCUCUUCGCUGGGAUCGGGACCUUUCUAAGUCACUUCUGCCCUACAGUCACCUUCAGGCGAUGCGAAUGUUCGACUACAUCUUCACCGGUCCUCGCUGGAGCGCAGGGGGCGGCGACUGCGGAAGAGUUUCGGGGCGGACCUCGCUCUCCAGGCCCGCCCUACUUGUCCUAUCAGCCGCCGGGGAACGGCUGGAACAACCAGAGGAUCGCACUCGAGAACGCGCUGGUUCUCGCUAAGCUGCUGAAUCGGACCCUCCUCGUUCACCCGCUCGCGCCGCACUCUCUCGGCGAACAGUUGAAGGGGAAGCACCGCGUCCCGGGUUACCGCGCGUACAACAUGCUCUCGUCGGCGGAUCUCCUCCCUCCAGCCUCCUUUCUUGACAUUCAGCUCAUGUCACGAAUCGUUCCCGUCGUCGCUAUAAACUCCUCGCACCCGCAGUUCCUCCGAGAUUACGGCCACCUGACUUGGAGAAACGUGUGCCACAGCGCGGGGUUCGGCUACUGGAUGGAACGUCCUCCGUCCACAUCUGCGGAGGUAGCGAUGCUCUCCAAGCAGAGGUUUAUUCCCAACACCGUAUGGAAGGAGAAAUGUCAGGAGGAGCAGAGGCGAGCUCAGGAGAGUCCCCAAAUCACCGAUCGUCCGGUUUGUGUCGGAUCUAGCCCGGGAUAG
Geodia barretti is the source of this 720-nucleotide messenger RNA. The record is from the annotation of a GenBank genome assembly. NCBI's taxonomy places the organism in Eukaryota, Metazoa, Porifera, Demospongiae, Tetractinellida, Geodiidae.